This is a messenger RNA of Aspergillus luchuensis, 1617 nucleotides long. RefSeq lists its product as uncharacterized. Lineage: Eukaryota; Fungi; Ascomycota; Eurotiomycetes; Eurotiales; Aspergillaceae. The record is from RefSeq and is a predicted model, not a curated record. The coding region runs from base 1 to 1617 and encodes 538 amino acids. The transcript has 2 exons.
AUGUCUGUCUUGGAUUUUCCAGAUUACCCUGAUGGCGACGUUAAGCUCACCAUCCACCCGGAUGGCUAUCUUCUACAUUCGAACCGGCUCUGCGAACACUCAAGGGUUCUGAGAGGCCUGCUAGGACAGCCAGACGAAGUCCAACCAGUGCCACAUAUCCAGGGGAUGGAUCAUUUAGGCGUCUCUAAUCUCUACCUUAUUGGUGAAGCAGCGCAUAAGUUCGGGGUCUUCCAGCUCCAGGUGCCCCGUCAGUUUACGAGCGAGAUCAGGGGCUUUCAGGCUGUGGACUACAUCCCAGUCUGGCCUAUGAAAACCCGUCGGUGCUGGGAGAACAUCUUUAGGAUGUUUUAUUUGCUGCCGCCAAUCCUCCACGACGAUGGACCGGAAAAAAACUUUCUUGACAACAGUUGGAGAGUUGCUGAAUUGGCGUCGGAGAUCGAGGCGGGAGAUUAUAUCUUUCCUAUCCUCGGCGCAGCACUGGAGGGCUACGAGCAGGAGCUGUAUUAUUCUAUCUCAAAUGACCCGAUCGGUUGGGUGAACUUGGCUAUAAGAAUCCAGUCACCCACGAUAUUUCGAGAAGGCAUUAUUCACAUUGUUGGCCGCUGGAACUACGUGACGGAUGAGGGCCACGCUUUGCUCCCUGGUCAGAUCCGUGAGCUCUGUGAAAGAAAGCAUAGAGAUCUGCAAUUCGACAAACGGAUGAUAGAAAUGAACAUCCUCAACCACCCCGUCGCUGAUCCACAUGAUAGAGACAUCUACAUGUGGAUGGCUAAGGCCUUUCAUCAGCAGUGGCUUGGCAACUCCAUUGCUGGGAACCAGACAUACCGUUCUUUGGAUGGUGGGGCUGCCUUCUACCGCGCCAUCAAUGCUGGCGGGGAUGCCUAUCUUCCGGUGCUCGAGCCCGAGACCAACCUCAUCUUACUGCCCAUUCAACAAGACGAGAUCACACUUCUCGAAAACCGCCUGAAUGUCUUGAAGAAUUCUGUAAAGUAUCUGGUUGAUAACCUACUGCGCAACAGAUCGCGGUUCAACCCCUUAGUAUGGGGCGAUUUACAUUAUUUGACAUGUUGUGAAGUCAAUCAACAUGACAUCCCUUGGCUGGCAGAUAGGGCUGCACAGGACGAUGUAGCUCUUAUGCAUACCGUGAACCCUGCUUUGCCCCUAAUGUACAGGGACAAUAUUCAAACGGAGAUACGCCAAAUCCACACGCCUCGCAUGCCACAGAUAGUUGUCGAGAACCCUUUGCCGGAGAACAAUCCUCAGAUAGGUACUCGGCGUUUUGUGUCUCCCUACGCCCAAUCACUGGAAAGGUCCCCUGAUUACAGCUCUAGUCAGUCCCGGAGUGAGCUGACCUACGCUGUCCAUGAGCCUGACUUGUCAUCGGAUGACUCUCAGAGCAGCUUCAUCAGCCCGCCUCACUGGGAUGAAGAGGACGGGUCAACUGCGCGAACAGACACCGAGAACCCAGUGAUCCUAGCUUUCGAUGAGUCUAUACAGACAGAUCCCCAGGAUUUAAGUGGAGGAGAUAUUGACCUGGUGAAUUAUGCGAGCCCUGUCUUCAUGUCUCUUAAUGGCAGUGUUGAAGGCCACGGACAUAAUACUCAGCACGAUGGCUGA